Messenger RNA from Geodia barretti, 1041 nucleotides. The record is from the annotation of a GenBank genome assembly. Lineage: Eukaryota; Metazoa; Porifera; Demospongiae; Tetractinellida; Geodiidae.
AUGGAUUUUAACGAAAAAGUCAAAGAGAUUAACUCCCUAUUGGAGCAGCACAACACGUUUCGCGGAGACUGUCUAAAUCUUAUUGCCUCUGAAAAUGUUCCGAGUCCGUUGGUGGAGAGGCUGCUGGUCGAAGAUUUGGAUCAGCGUUACGGGAACUACAGCGGUAUUGACCUACGGACGCGCUUUACCAAGGGAAUCGGUUCAUCGUCCAGAUCGAGGAAUGGCGCAGGAACUGGCAAAGCAACUCUUCGGCGCGGCACGAUUGCGCUCAUCCAAAAGCAUCGCCCCAAACUGGUAACGAUUGGGUCGGGGGUGUUUCUCUUUCCGCAGCCGGUGCGCGAACUGAAGGAAGCGAUGAACCGAUACGCUCCCGAUUCAUACCUGAUCUAUGACGCCGCUCAUGUCAUGGGGCUUAUCGCCGGCGGACGGUUUCAGUCACCGUUGGCGGAAGGCGCGGACGUGAUUAUUUCCAGCACACAUAAGACCCUCGCUGGACCGCAAGGUGGGAUAAUCUUGACGAACGACAGAUCUCUCGCAGAACGGAUUGGUCCUGCGGUUGCCCCUCUGCUUGAGAGUAACCAUCACCUCGGUCGCUUGCCGGCGUUAGCGGGGACAUUUCUGGAGUGGCUAGCUUGCGGUGCGGAACAUGCGGACGCAAUCAUUAGCAACGCAAAGGCGUUGGGGCAAGCGUUGCAUGAGCGGGGGAUUCGUUUGUCGGGCAGGACACUUGGCUUCACGGAAUCGCACACAUUGAUACCGAUUGUUGACGAAUUUGGUGAGGGCAAAGCGAUGGCAGAUCAGCUUGAGGCGUGUAAUAUCAUCGCCGGUGCGGCGAGUGUUCCGCCGGAAUUGGGGACGCACGGCUUACGGAUUGGGGUCCAAGAGGUGACCCGACGCGGUAUGACAGAGGCGGAUGUGCCGGAGGUUGCGGAUUGCAUCGUCGAUGCGUUGAAGGGAGAUGAUCUCGAAGGUGUUAAACGUCGGGCGACUGCGUUGGCGGGACGAUUUAAUCAGAUGCGGUUUACGCUGGAAGGCAUCUGA